AAAAACACAAGAAAUAAAAUGUCAAUGUAAAUAUUUUGCCCAGUGAUUAAUUUAAUACAGUUAUAUUCGUCAGUUCAUCACGUAUUUUCAAUUUUAUGUAACUGAUGUGUUUUUCAUAAUAAUAAAAUAUAAAGAUGGCGCAGGUGAAAUUUAUUUACAUUUUUUUCACCUUAUCAUGCUUACGUUAUGCGAGCAUGACGUACAUACAAGCGGAACCUGAGUUUGAUCUACUUAUAUUUACCCAACAAUGGCCAGCAACUGCUUGUAAAGAAUGGAAAAAACAUGACGCUUCACAUACAUGUGUCAUGCCAACUAAUGUGGAUACUUGGACGAUUCACGGCAUAUGGCCUACUAAGUUUGGCUCUAUGGGGCCAGCAUUUUGCAACAGAACUUGGUUAUUUGAUCCUGAAAAGAUAAGACCUAUUGAGGACCAACUUACACAUGUCUGGGUCAAUAUUUUUGGAGGAACUUCGCUCUACUCUCUCUGGGCUCAUGAAUGGAGUAAACAUGGAACUUGUGCUGCCGUUUUGGAACCACUAAAUUCUGAAUUGAAAUAUUUCUCUACUGGUAUUAAUUGGUUGCAGAAGUAUUCUAUGACCAAUAUACUAAAGGCAGAAAAUAUUGUACCAUCAAAUACAAAGGAAUAUUCUAUCGUAGAUAUAAAUAAAGCUAUCAAAGAUAAAAUCAAUGUUGACCCUGUUAUUGAAUGUAAGAAAGAAGACGGAGAGAGCUACAUAUCAGACAUACGUAUUUGUUUCACGAAGGAAUUUAAAAUUGCAAACUGUGAUGGAGUUGUCACUCGCAAACAGAUUGGUGAUCAGUCCAUUCUAACAAAUUGUAAAACAUCUAAAAAUAUUAUCUAUCCUCAUUAUAACAAGAACAGUUUUUAUGUCCAAGUGUACAAAUUAGUUUCAUGGUUGCAGUGGUUUACUUUAUAAAUCAAUAUAAUUGUAACUAUUUGUAAAUAUGAAUCAUGUUUCCUUUUUUUUUUAUGUUUAUACCAACUCUGUAAAUAUUGAAAUGUUUAUUAUAAUGUUAUACAAAAUAUUGAAAUAGUACAAUAACCUUAACAAUUUUUGUACCUAUUUUCAUUGAUGAUAAGAAAAGGUGAUAAUUGAAAUAUGAGAUUAUUUAGUCUCUUUGAAAAUUGUACUUACAAUUUAUUGAAAAAUUUAUUAUUGCAGGGUAAAAAUAGAUAAUAUUUAAUAAAAAGAAUCAAAUAUUAAAUAUGAUUACAAUUUAUUUGAGUAUUCUUAAUUUUUAAAAUAGUAGAAUUGCAUAAUGUAGAUAUUUUACAAGCUUUAAUUUAACCUAUGGAUGAAAUAUUUCAAACAAAUUUUAUUUGAACCAAUUAUUCCCUACUAAUUGACCAGCAAUUUUUCAAAUAAUUUUGAUGUCGGUGAUACUAUAAACUAAUGUAUUCAAUUGAAUUAGUUUUAAUGCAAAGAUUAAAUAAAACCUUUUGGCUAUCCUUUUAUUUUUUGUGGAAUAUACCAUUAUAAAUUUAUAUAUUACCUUAUUUGUUUUAAAAAUUACAUAAAAUUUAAUCAAGUAUAUUAUACAGCAACUUUGUCAUUGAUUAAUUUAUCAUUGGGAGUCAAGGCGGAUCAGGAAAUAACAAUUAGGACAGUUUACUUAGUUAGUUAUUAAUCCUAAUCCUGAGUCAGAUAGUUUUUUUAUGUAAUUCCUAUAUGAAGACGCUUAGAAUUGUUUAAAAAAAUUUAUGAUGUAUUAAGUAUAUUACGAAAUAUAAUAUCAACAUGAACAGGAAAGAAUAUUUUUAUACUCGUAAGAAUGAAAUGUAGUUUGCACAAUAAAACAUUUGUUAUCUGA
Molecule: messenger RNA, 1833 nt
Organism: Nymphalis io (European peacock)
Lineage: Eukaryota; Metazoa; Arthropoda; Insecta; Lepidoptera; Nymphalidae
Gene: RNaseX25
Product: ribonuclease Oy
Exons: 3
Coding region: 135-938 (267 amino acids)
Biological process (GO): RNA catabolic process
Cellular component (GO): extracellular region
Molecular function (GO): RNA binding; ribonuclease T2 activity
Source: RefSeq, a predicted model, not a curated record